This is a messenger RNA of Periophthalmus magnuspinnatus, 1743 nucleotides long. RefSeq names its product WD repeat and SOCS box containing 2 (gene wsb2). The coding region runs from base 183 to 1439 and encodes 418 amino acids. Gene Ontology annotation, biological process: intracellular signal transduction. The record is from RefSeq and is a predicted model, not a curated record. The transcript has 9 exons. Gene Ontology annotation, molecular function: protein binding. Lineage: Eukaryota; Metazoa; Chordata; Actinopteri; Gobiiformes; Gobiidae.
GUUUUAUUCGUUUGUUUUGUGUUUGCGGGACAGAAGUUUCACGUAGACGGUCAGGGACAACAGAAGAGAGCUGUGGUCUCCAAAUGGACACGGUCAGAGGCGAAAACGACACAUUCAGGAAGUAAAAACAACGUCAUCCAAGCAGAAUGUGAAGAAACAGAAGAAGAAGAAAAAGACGAAGGAUGUGCUCCAGGAAAAGCACCGAGGACCUGCAGCCUUUAGCCUCAGACCCAGCUCUGAUCUUGGAGCUGAAGACCAGGAGGCCUCUGUCUGUGGAGUGGCGAGCGGGAUGUGAGACGUGGAGCGUGGACUUCUCCCCGGACGGAGCCUGGUUCGCCUGGUCUAUGGGACACGGCAUCGUGUGGGUCGUUGCUUGGCCGCUGGACUCAGAAGACAGUCAACAUGAAGAGACAGACAGAGGGGACAAAAGCUUCAGCUGCGGGGAGCCGGUGUGGGGCCUCGCCUUUGGACCCAGACCUCCAAAAUCCACUGCAGAUUCUUCAGCGAAAAAGACAAUAAAAGGGAAUAAAAGCACACUGCUGCUCGCCACCGGCCUGGAGAGUGGUGUUAUUAAAAUCUGGAAUGUUUUAACAGGUGAUGCUGUUUUUGAUCUCCACGGGCACGAGGGCGUGGUCAGAAAUCUGGUGUUCCCUCAAAACGGAACACUCACUCUCAUAUCAUCCUCUCGAGACAAGACCUUAAGGAUAUGGGACCUGACUCAUAAAGGUAAAAAGGUGCAGGUUCUGUCUGGACAUAAGGACUGGGUGAGCUCUUGCUGUGUGUCGUCUGACUGCAGUAUGAUCGCUUCUGUUGGAAGGUUUGACAGAAUGGUGUGUCUGUGGAGCCUUCGCUCCUACACGUUCAUUAGGAACCUAAGUGGAGGCACCCAGAGGACUUUGUACCUCCUGUCCUCGUGUGACUUCUCGCCUGACGGAGCCGUCCUGGCCACGGCGGCCUUCAGCGGCUCCAGUUGGUGGAUCGACCUGUGGGACCCUUACACUGCAGAGAAACUGUCCAGUUUAGUUGACUACUUUGAAGAUUAUGGACAAAAUCAGAUUUCAGCCAUACAGUUCUCUCCCAACGGCCUGCACCUGGCCAUAGUCACUGACGACAGACCACUACGAAUCUGGGAACCUGGCAAGAAGGGAAUGGUGAUGCAGGCAAAAACUGACCGAAGAUCCAAUGGGCUGUGCUGCAAUUACCAUCCAGAAGGGGGCGUGGUCGCCACGGGGACGAGGGACGGCCAUGUGCGCUUUUGGCACGCGCCUCAAACGAUCCCCAGUCUGAGCCAUCUGUGUCGGUCCAUCCUGCGCCACUCCGUGUCCACCCACCAGAUGGAGCCACUACCUCUGCCCAAGAGGAUCCUGCAGUACCUGACCUACAGGAACAUCCCGCACCUCAAAACCUGCUGCUCCGACAAUGAAGAGUGGGAAAACUGAAUGUGGAAACGACCCUUAAAGCAAUAACGUACAAAAGAGCCAGCGAUUGUUAUUAUGACAAUGCCUCUUUUUGGUUUAACAAGAUGUUUUAAUCUUCAUGCUAACUAAAGCAUCUUAUAUUCCAUUUUAUAAGUGUAACCAUAUCAAACACAUAUUGCACUACUAUUCUACAAUGAACAUAAUGCAAAGUUCAUGGUUUAUUACUUGAAUCUCACUUUAUACUGUUAAUUUAUCAUGUACAAAAUACUUAAAUACUUUAUAAAUUCCUAUGCACUGUUACCUUUGCGUAUUAAUGUUAAUAAUA